Messenger RNA from Didymella exigua CBS 183.55, 2422 nucleotides. Its product is annotated as DNA mismatch repair protein mutL. The transcript has 3 exons. Lineage: Eukaryota; Fungi; Ascomycota; Dothideomycetes; Pleosporales; Didymellaceae. Gene Ontology annotation, biological process: mismatch repair. Gene Ontology annotation, cellular component: MutLalpha complex. The record is from RefSeq and is a predicted model, not a curated record. Gene Ontology annotation, molecular function: ATP binding; mismatched DNA binding; ATP hydrolysis activity. The coding region runs from base 49 to 2262 and encodes 737 amino acids.
CACCAAUCCAGCUCAACAUUGCUUCGAUGGCGGAUGCAAACCUCCAUGAUGGCAGAUGACAUGGACGUCACGCCGCCUUCACCCCGUGGCACGAAACGUAAAGGCGACGAUAUCCUGCCUCUUCCGGCACCACGGCGGAUCAAAGCACUCGCACAGGAUGUUGUCAACAAGAUUGCGGCAGGAGAGAUUAUCGUUGCACCAGUGCAUGCACUGAAAGAGCUAAUUGAGAAUGCUAUUGAUGCAGGGUCAACCGCGCUGGAGAUCCUAGUCAAAGAUGGCGGUCUCAAGCUGCUACAAAUCGCAGACAAUGGCCACGGCAUCGAUAAAGAAGAUCUGCCAAUCUUGUGUGAGCGUUUCACAACGUCGAAGUUGAAAGCAUUCGAAGACCUUACCUCUAUCGGCACAUAUGGCUUUCGAGGAGAAGCGCUUGCAAGUAUCAGUCACAUCGCUCACUUGAAGGUCACGACGAGAACGAAGGAGUCUAGUUGUGCUUGGGAAGCUCACUAUGCUGAUGGUAAGCUGGCUAGCCCCAAGCUAGGGCAGAGUACCGAACCAAAGCCCAAAGCCGGGAGACAGGGCACUGUCAUCACGAUUGAGGACUUGUUCUACAACGUUCCUUCAAGACGACGUGCUUUUCGCUCGGCCAGCGAGGAGUACGCAAAGAUCCUCGAUCUGGUCGGUCGGUAUGCUGUCCAUUGCGCUGGCGUAGCAUUCUCAUGCAAGAAAGCUGGCGAUAACUCUGGAAGCGGUGUCUCUGUUCCUGCUGCCGCUGAGACAAAAGACCGCAUACGGCAGAUUCACGGCAGUGCAGCAGCAAACGAGCUUGUCCGUCUCAAAGCUGAAGACCAGCGCUGGGGCUUCAAGUGCGAGGGCUGGGUGAGCAACGCAAACUACAGCUCAAAGCGCACGAGCCUGUUGCUCUUCAUCAAUCACCGAUCCGUCGAUUCACAAAUGAUCAAGAAGAACGUUGAACAGACUUACGCUACCUUCCUGCCAAAAGGCGGUCAUCCGUUCGUGUACCUCAGCCUCGAGAUCGAGCCGCAGCGAGUCGACGUCAACGUGCAUCCAACGAAACGCGAAGUGCACUUUCUGAAUGAAGAUGAAAUCGUCGCCAUGAUUUGCGACGAGAUUCGCGAGAGUCUAAGUAAGGUCGACACAAGCAGGUCUUUCAUGACGCAGUCGCUACUUUCGAACACAACUAGGAAAGUCUCAAUUGUCACGCCCAUGAAGAAAAUAAUCCCAGCGACACCGAGCAAAGACGAUCCACCGGAACGCAGUGUCUCGCACGUCCCAAGGACGGUGACGAAGAGGGCGAAUGAGAACAACCUUGUUCGUACAGACGCAUCAGCACGCAAGAUUACGUCGAUGUUACGACCAGAGCGAACUGUUGAAGAAGCAGCUGCUGAGGGCGACGAUGAUGAUAUGAAGUAUGAGUACGUGGAACGAGAACCGAUGGCUUGUCGUCUGACUUCCAUAAAAGAGCUGCGCGGCGAAGUGAGAGACGCCAUGCACAACGAGCUCACAGACAUAAUCUCGACACAUACAUUUGUCGGGAUCGUGGAUGAGCAGAAACGGAUCGUGGCAAUACAGGGAGGCGUGAAGUUGUUUCUCGUCGACUAUGGCAUGCUCUGCAACGAGUACUUUUACCAAGUCGGGCUUACAGAAUUUGCCAAUUACGGCCUAAUACGUUUCAAUCCACCACUGCCUCUACAAGAUCUGCUUGAGGUGGCAGCCAACCAAGAGAUGAAAAAUUCCGGCGAUGCUGCGGAUGAAGUUGACUGGGAUGAAGUUGUUGACAGCGUGAGAGAGCUGCUGAUCGGUAAAGCACCACUGCUAAGCGAGUACUUCUCCAUUGAGAUCACUGCAGAAGGCGAGUUGUGCUCCAUACCCAUCCUCACCAAGGGCUACACCCCCUCGUUGGCAAAGCUUCCAGAGUUCCUGCUGCGUCUUGGCCCCCAUAUCAACUGGGAGGAUGAGAGGGAGUGCUUCAGGACGCUCCUGCGUGAGCUGGCUUCAUUCUAUACACCUGAAAGCUUACCACGACUGCCUUCCAAGUCGGCAGAGGACAACGGCAAAAGGAAGGAUGCAGUCAUCGAAGAAGAUUCAGAGAUUGCGUUGAGACGUCGAAAGGUGAGGAAAGCGGUUGAGCACGUCAUCUUCCCAGCUUGCAAGGCACGACUGGUGGCCACGAAAGGACUGCUGAAGGGUGUCAUGGAAGUCGCCAACCUGAAGGGACUUUACAGGGUCUUUGAGCGUUGUUAGAGACAGGGCGACGGUGUAUGGCGAAAGGAUGUGCCAUCAACGUGGACCGAAAUCGUGGAGGGACUCAGCUAUUGUAUUCUUAUGAACAAUAUUGACUAAAGCGGUGAAUUGGCUUUAUUCAUCUGAGCUGUCAAGACUGUAGUUGUGCGGUAUGUAAGCG